GGCCAUUAUCAGUGUACAAGCACAAUCUUAUAAUAAGAUCAAAUCCCUAAAGUUAAAGUCCAUGAGAUUUCGCAGUAUCUUCCGGGGGUCUCUUUAUGGGGAUUUGUUUUUCACCACAAAUUACAGAAAAUGACCCGCUUGACUGCCAACAUUACAGUCACUGCAACCCAUGUAGUGUGCAGUCAAAAUCAGAUUUCCAUCCAAGAUCCGUUUGUUCUGGGACCCUUUGAUCAACUUGGUCAUUUCGCUACCCCGAUUAAUGCAGUAUGGAUCUAUGAACCCUUGCCCUCCGUUGAUUUGAUUCCGUUGGAGAGGUUGCACAAAGCCAUCAGCCAUCUUCUCGACUAUUAUCCUCAUUUGACAGGCCGGAUACAUAUCAACCCCGAUACCGAUGUCCGUUCCAUCACCAGACUAGGCACUGGAAUACACUUGCUUGAAGCUUACUGUGAUACCCCGCUUCAAUCUUUCACCCACAGAUCGCCAGAAUCAGAUCGGGCCCUCAGUAUCUUUGAUCUCCCAGGCGGGGGCAAUGCCCUACUCGCGCCAUGGGAUAUGUCUCCUGAAGGAGCACAGAGGGAUCCGGUCUUUACCAUUCAACCGACAGUGUUCGCAUGUUCUGCCGUGGCAAUUGGGGUGAGGGUUUCGCACGUUGUUUGCGCGGCUGGCGGCUUCCUGGGCUUGGAUCAGGACUUAGCUGAGAUAUAUCGAGCCACCGACCCAGUCAUCGGACGGCCAAUUAAGUUGACAUCACCGCCAUAUCUACCACCAUUUAUGGUCAAUCAGAUGCUGCACAUGACUGUUGACGAACAAAGGAAGGCAUUAAGUGUGUGGCCAGCAGGAUACUCGCUGCGAGAUCACAACGCUGCCGCUGAAACCCAUGCUGAAAGCGAAGCCCAAUUCCAGCAGAGCUUGAACAACGACCCCAUUGUGGGACGAAGUCUGCGAUUCUCGCCUUCAGCACUCGCCACCCUCAAAAGCCACGCAGUUGAUCCAGAUAGCGGCAGCGCCCGGGUGUCAGCGUUCACUGCAUUGUCAGCACACUUCUGGCAGCGCACACACCUCGCUCGACUCGCACAAGCCCAUUCUUGCUCCAGUGAGAAGACAUCAGUCUUCUCGAGCUCUGCAUUUGGUACCAGUGUGAACUUCGUACCGCAUCUCGGCUUGCCUCAGCGAUCCUUUGGGAACACCUUGGUGACUCCAGUUAUAGAACUACAGUCCAUGAAGCUCGCGCAAGCACCACUCUGGGAGAUCGCAAAGAUCAUCGCCAUCUCGAUUCGCCACAUCUCUGUGGAUGAGACGCAGAAGUUGGGAAGUUGGAUUGCAGCCCAGCCCAAAAAGGCACAUAUUAAACUUGACUUUCCGUGCACCCCGGCCUCAUUUAUCGCGACGGGAUGGCAUCGCUUUCCGCUCUACUCAGGUGCCGAGCUUGAUGUGACUCCCACAUUUGCCAGUCCGGUUCCUAUGGAUUCUCUGUUUGACGGUAUGGUCGUUUUUGUGGAGCCUAAGGCUAAGGAUGAUAGUAUCGAAGCCGUCGCCUCUAUGAGAGCUUCAACCUGGGAGUUUCUUGAUAGGGAUGAAGAGUUCAUCAAUACGUGGGAUGCAACAGGAUGAUAUACUGUAUUUUAAUCAAGAGCGAGCAGAGUUCAUUAUAUGCAGCUUCAUGAAUAUUCUACGCCUAAUUAGUUGGAAUAAUAAGGGAAUGAUGCGGACGGAAGAAGAGUAAUGGGAUUGCUGCUUCCCUGUGAUCUCAG
This is a messenger RNA of Aspergillus versicolor CBS 583.65, 1751 nucleotides long. RefSeq lists its product as uncharacterized. Bases 130 to 1611 code for a protein of 493 amino acids. Gene Ontology annotation, molecular function: acyltransferase activity, transferring groups other than amino-acyl groups. NCBI's taxonomy places the organism in Eukaryota, Fungi, Ascomycota, Eurotiomycetes, Eurotiales, Aspergillaceae. The transcript is spliced from 2 exons. The record is from RefSeq and is a predicted model, not a curated record.